Molecule: messenger RNA, 656 nt
Organism: Penaeus monodon (black tiger shrimp)
Lineage: Eukaryota; Metazoa; Arthropoda; Malacostraca; Decapoda; Penaeidae
Product: ankyrin repeat domain-containing protein 16-like
Cellular component (GO): cytoplasm; nucleus
Molecular function (GO): protein binding
Source: RefSeq, a predicted model, not a curated record
AGAGAGAGAAGCAGAGCAGGAGGAGGAACGCCCAUUGAAACCUUUUGUUUUUUUGUUUUUGUUCUUGUUUGGUACAUUUGCCUAGCAAUGUUGUUUGCCCUACUUGUGACAAAUGAAUAUGGACCAUGACCUGUUAUCAGCCAUCCAAAGAAGUGACUUGCACUGGCUUGAGGCAAAUGCAAGCCAAAUGAGUGCAGACUGGCGGAAGUUCAUCCACAGCAAGUCCGGAGAUACAGCACUUCAUGUUGCAGCUUCUGCUGGCUGCACACAAGUGUUGGGAUGGCUCCUGUCUCAAGGUUGUGACCGAUGCCUAGAGCAGCAGAAUGCUGAUGGAAAGAGGCCUUUGCACUGUGCAGUUCAGGCAUCACACUUGCCCAUUGUCAAAAUUCUUUUGGAUCAUGGAGCAACAAUUGACCCCCUUAAACGAGCCGACUGGACGCCACUGAUGCUGGCAUGCACGAAACGAAACCUCCAGGUCAUCAGGCACCUCAUUGAGAAUGGGGCGAAUCUGCGCCUGGAAAACAAAGAUGGCUGGACCAGCUUCCACCUUGCUUGUAGAGAGGGUGACAAGGAAAUUGUUCAUUACCUGUUGGAUGUGGAUGGGUCAGUGUGGAACAAUGUCACUAAAAAUGGCAGAACUCCCUUACACACAGCAG